CGGCGAGCCUGCAUCAGGCAUUCAGAAGCAGUGAAGUGAGAGAGGUAAAACAAGCUGAGACUCUAACUUCAAAGGAAGAUACACACACAAAGGACAGUGAGAAGGAGGCCAAGAAGCUUGCUCGCAAGGCGCUAGGGAGGAAGAAGACAACCACGCACUAUUGCUGUUGCUUGUGCUUAGUGUGUGCUCGCGGCUAGAAGCAGACAAGCAGCUGCGGGAGCAUAAGGGCGGCAUGGCUUCUUGCGGUAGCUUCUACUUUGUUCCCUUGCUCCUGCUGAUGCUCCUGCUCGCUUCUCCCGCCACUGCUGCACUGGUGACAUCCUCCCAGCCUGGCGGCAAUGCCACUGCUGCAAGGCCGAGGCCGGGGAUGGAGCAGCUCAAGCGCAAGAGGAUCAGGGCUCUGCUCACCAAGCUUAACAAGCCUGCUCUCAAGACUAUCCAGAGCUCGGAUGGCGACAUCAUAGACUGUGUUCCCUCUCACCUCCAGCCCGCAUUUGACCACCCAAAGCUCAGGGGCGAAAAGAUUCUGGAUCCGCCGGAGAGGCCCAAGAACCGCAACUUCACCUUUGGCGGCAGCGGCAGAAGCAGGGUCGGCGAGGUGGUGGUGCAGGCGUGGCACGCCACCGGCGAGGCGUGUCCAGAGGGGACCGUGCCGAUACGGCGGACGACGGAGAAGGAUCUGCUCAGGGCUAGCUCCCUCAGGAGGUACGGCAGGAAGCCAGCGCGCCGGGGUGUUCGCCGUGAUUCCACAAGCAGCGGCCAUGAGCAUGCAGUUGGGUAUGUAAACUCAGAACAGUACUAUGGGGCCAAGGCCAGUGUUAAUGUGUGGUCGCCAAGGAUAGGUGACCCAUCUGAGUUCAGCCUGUCUCAGAUCUGGGUCCUCUCUGGCUCCUUCGGCAAUGAUCUCAACACCAUCGAAGCUGGAUGGCAGGUAAGCCCAGAGCUAUACGGAGACAGUAACCCAAGAUUCUUCACCUACUGGACAACUGACGCGUACCAAGAAACCGGGUGCUACAACCACAAUUGCCGCGGAUUCGUGCAGACGACGAACAAGAUUGCAAUUGGGGCGGCUAUCACCCCGGAGUCGGUGUACAAUGGCAGGCAGUUCGACAUCACUCUCAUGCUAUGGAAGGACCCAAAGCACGGGCACUGGUGGCUGGAGCUGGGCCCGGGCCUCGUAGUCGGGUACUGGCCGUCGCACCUCUUCAGCCACCUGGCUCGCCACGCCAACAUGGUGCAGUUCGGCGGCGAGGUCGUCAACACCCGGCCGUCGGGGUCGCAUACCGCGACGCAGAUGGGCAGCGGCCACUUCCCCAGAGAGGGCUUCGACCGCGCCGCCUACUUCCGGAACCUGCAGGUGGUGGACUGGGACAACAACCUCAUCCCGGCGGCCAACCUGAAACUCCUCGCCGACCAUCCUGGAUGCUACGAUAUCCAGGGAGGCACUAACAGCUACUGGGGAAGCUACUUCUACUACGGAGGACCCGGGAGGAACGCCAAAUGUCCCUGAGAUCAAUUCGGACCGGAUGUCUCUUUCUUGUUCGAUGUUCUUUUUUCGUUGCCCUUUCUAGGAUUUGGUAGGUCUUAUACGUCUUUAACGAAAGAAUGCAUCCACGGUUGAGACUUGGGAGGAAUUUGUAAAUUUGGCAAGUACCUGUUAUAUUUAAUAUCCCUAUGGCUC
Molecule: messenger RNA, 1681 nt
Organism: Zea mays
Lineage: Eukaryota; Viridiplantae; Streptophyta; Magnoliopsida; Poales; Poaceae
Source: RefSeq, marked provisional